UUGGUGUGGCGAGCGAGGAUGAACGCUAAAACGCUAGCAUCGCCCUUCAUUAUAACAAAAGUAACGUUGCUAGACCUUAAAUAUACAAAAUGACAAAUAAUAGACUCAUAACAUGAGUAUUUUUUAUUUUAUUGGAGUCUAUUUUGUUUGAAUUUCUUCCUAUAAUGUAAGCGAAUGUCGUCAGGCGUUCCAGAUGUUGCCAGCUGUAUUUAGCUGCAUGGAAUUAGCUACACAUGAUUAUAAAUUCUAACAUUUAUGACAUAACUGUGCGUGUAUGUAUAUGUUAGAAGAAUGAGCAACAUGAAGGACAAAGCGAGCCUCCGCCAGCAGAGCUCAGAAAACAACUCGGUGAGUAGUAGUGAAUGGGACAUGGCGAACGACGUGUUCGACAACCCGAUGGGAGCGGAACCGAGCUCAAGCGACGCCGUAGAAUCCGGCGUGGACGCACACCUGCCGCUUCUACCCCAGGACGGGAUGAUACUGGGCCUGGCCGCGGACGAAUAUUCGGCUUCAUCCUACCCGGACAUCGACCAGGACUACACCGAGAGUGACGGCAACGUGACCCCCAAAAAACGAAUCCGCUCCAACAGUUCUCGGCAUCGGGGGGAGAUCGUCACGGAACUGGGCCCGGAGGAAGUCCGGUGGUUUUACAAAGAGGACAAGCGGAUCUGGAAGCCGUUCGUUGGACACGACUCUUUAAAAAUCGAGACCGCCUAUGUGCGGUUCUGUGAGCAGAAUCCUGACAAGGUCAGACACCAUUGUGAUCCGGCCGAGGCCGACGGCAAAGACGCCGGGGAGGUCCAGUUCACGGAGAACGUGGUGGAUGCGGGGUCCGGUUCAGAGGAGAGGGAACACAUCAGUAUGGAUGCAGUGUGUGUCAGAGGAGGACUUUAUGAAGUGGACAUCCGAGACAAGGAAUGCUAUCCCGUUUACUGGAACCAACAAGAGCGUAUUCCUGUGAUGAGGGGCCAGUGGUUCACGGAUGGAACAUGGCUUCCUUUGGAGGAGGAUGAGAGUGACAUGAUAGAGCAGGAGCAUCUUGGCCGUUUCCGGGGACAACAGAUGAGGGAUACCUAUGAAAUGGAGGCGGUGGCCACCACAGUGGACAGCAAAGAUGCCAUUCACAGUGUGAAGCUGAACCGAAGCCACGUGGACUGGCACAGUGUGGACGAGGUGUACCUCUACAGUGACGCCACCACCUCCAAGAUUGCACGAACCGUCACUCAGAAGCUGGGCUUUUCGAAAGCUUCGAGCAGCGGGACGCGUCUCCAUAGGGGGUACGUGGAGGAAGCCGCGCCCGAGGACACGCCGCCUGAAACCACACACCUUGUAUUCGUGGUGCAUGGCAUUGGCCAGAAGAUGGACCAGGGUCGCAUUAUUAGGAACACCAGCAUGAUGAGAGAUGCUGCGAGAAAGAUGGAGGAGAAGCACUUUCCUAAUCGAACCACAGAGCAUGUUGAGUUCCUUCCUGUUGAGUGGCGGUCCAAACUGGCCCUUGAUGGAGACACAGUGGACUCCAUCACUCCUGACAAACUAAGAGGUCUGAGGGACAUGUUGAACAGCAGCGCCAUGGACAUCAUGUACUACACCAGCCCGCUUUACAGAGAUGAGAUUACCCGGGGUCUGACUCUGGAGCUGAACCGUCUUUACUCGCUCUUCUGCUCGCGAAAUCCAGACUUUGAGAAGCAUGGAAAGGUGUCCAUCGUGUCCCAUUCCUUGGGCUGUGUCAUCACCUUUGACAUCAUGACCGGAUGGGACCCUGUACGCUUUCAUCAUCUGGAAGUUCCAGACCCAGAAGAAGCCAAGGCCCGAUGGCCCACCGAUGAUGAGCGCCACCUUCAGGAGCAGCUCAGACUCACACGUCUCAGGUUGAGGGACCUGGAGGACCAAUUUCAGGGUCUGCAGACCUUGUCUUGUGUAGCGGUCCCAGCUUUAAAGUUCAAGGUAGAGAAUUUCUUCUGCAUGGGCUCCCCUCUGGCAGUGUUCUUGGCACUACGAGGCAUCCGUCCGGGAAGCAAUGGCGUCCAGGACCAUAUACUUCCCACCUCAAUCUGCAAUCGCCUCUUCAACAUAUUUCAUCCCACUGACCCUGUGGCCUACAGGUUGGAGCCGCUUGUUUUAAAGCACUACAGUAACAUUGCACCUGUUCAAAUCCACUGGUACAACACCACCGCCCCCGUGCCGUACCAUCAAAUCCGCCCCACGUUGCUUAACUCCACCAAAGAGCCAACAUCCAUAUCGGAUUCAGAUAGUCUUCCCAGCCCCUGCACCUCUCCACCCCAGGCCCGCCGUCACUACGGGGAGUCCAUCACCAACUUGGGCAAGGCCAGCAUCAUGGGUGCUGCGAGUCUUGGAAAGGGAAUCGGGGGGAUCCUGUUUUCCCGCUUUUCUAGAUCCAGUGGCCAGGUGGGCGGGGUCGAGGAGGAGCCGUCAGAUACUGAGGGCGGAGCCACUGAAGGCGAAAACACAUUCUCGGGAGAGAAGGGACCAGUGGGCGAAAGUGACGAGAAGAAAAAACAAGUGGAGGAAGAUCACAGGGAGGUGGAGCAGGCCAUGUCGCAGUCCACCUCAGUGGUCAUGGACCACACCUCAUUGGAACUGGAGCGGCGUAUUGAUUUCGAGCUACGUGAAGGCUUAGUGGAGAGCCGCUAUUGGUCUGCGGUGACGUCACACACGGCCUACUGGUGCUCUUAUGACGUGGCGCUCUUCCUCCUCACCUUCAUGUACCGACCUCAAGAGCCUGCUGAGACAGCCGAGGACAACACGGACUCUUCUUAGCACACCAAGGCACAUCCUCUUCAUUCACUUUCUACUAUUGAAAACAUUUUUAGCAUACGUACUAUUCAUUUAUUGUACAUAGUGGACUUACACAUGACAACUAAUUUAUUUUAUAUUCGCAUGAUGACGUUAUCAUCAAGUGAAUUGAAAAUGGACACCAUGGACAGAUGGGAUGAGCUGUUCCCAAAACCUUGUCCUCGUUCCACUCUUUCACGGUGACUGAGGAUGUGAUGAAUGACUACUUUCAUCAUAGGUCACCGGUGGAAUGACUACAUUCCAUCACAUUUGAUAUCAUGAUUUCACACCUGAACGGGUCGCAAGGUUUGGGAGAAUGUGAUGUGGUCACAUGACACCAAAAUGGCGGUCUCGGCGUGCAGCAGAGAAAUGGUGAAUAUGAGUCCAAGCACAGCAAGUGGCAAACUUUGCUUUGGGUUUUUCUCUGCUGAGGGACGAGGAAGACUUCCCCAGAUCGAUGAACGGGGUCGUGUGCCGCCAAAUCUUGGAUGAGAACUCCCUCACCUCAACCACAACAUAGCGACGGUUCUUCCAGAAUUACAGCAAAGACAACAAAGGAGUGGCUCACCAAGAAGGACUUUAAGAUCCUAGAGUGGCUGAGCCAGUCUCCGUACCGUAACCCAAGGGUGUCCAAACUUUUUCCAGUGAGGGACACAUAUUGAAAAGUAAAAUGAUGCCAGGGAUAUGUUGAUAUUUUGUAAAGCAACACACGUCCAUAUGCUAAGACAUGACAUCCAGUGGUAUGAAAAAUGACAUGAGAAGUGAAAUGAAGUUUAUCGGAUGUACAGAAAGUGUUUAAUAAUUACGUAAACAAAAGAAGGCAGCAGCAUAAAUUUGGGCACCCCAACAGAAAAAUGACAUCAAUAUUUAGUAGAUCCUCCUUUUGCAGAAAUAAAUAAAUCGAUAAAGAAAUAAAUAAAUGUUAAAAAAAAAUCAAUAAAUGAAAUAAAAAAAAAAAAAGAUUUAUAGGCGAUCUCGGCUCAUAUCUUUUACUUCUGUUUUACAGCCAAGAGGUAGAUUGCAGCCAUAAAGGACCACAGCAUAUGCUAAUUAGCUAGCCAGUAGCUAAUAUCAUGGUCCUGGUUGGAGUGCCAAGGGUGCCCUGCGCCCUUUUGGGCAUCAGUUGUGUUUCUUUCACGUUAUGGAUGCACACUGCGGGUUACUGAGUUGAUGAUUGAUGAUUGAAGUUGAUUAAUUCAUUUAUCAUUAUUGUUAUGGAGUGGAUGAUAAUAAUAAGGAUAAUAAUAAUGUAGCGUAUGUCUGUUAAAUCUGUUGUGUUUUUCUAGUUGGUGGUGUUAAUGUGAUAAAAAAAAAACAAUUCGGCAUUCAUUAAAAUUGAAUGGUGGCCUAAAAUAAUUGAGUAUCUCUACUAAAUUUGUCAAAAAGUGGGAAAGUUAUAUCCCCGCUCUUGUUCCUUAUUUGUUUUUUGGAUUUCCUAAUGUCUACUACAUUCAUUCAUAUCCUGGGCAUCUCCUGGGGGCAACCCCCCCUCCCUGUCCUCAGAACAUAGUGACUCCCCUGGUGGUACUCCUUAUAAAGUAAAAGUAUUAUCGGAUUAAAGUUAGAAUUAGUAUGAGAACAAAAUUUACAAGGAGAAGAAAGUUGAAAUAGAAAAAAAAAAAGAAUUUAAAUUUACAAGAAUAAAGUCAAAAUCUUUUAAGAGAAGAGUCCUAUUCUAACAAGAAAAAAAUAUUAAUUUUAUGAGAAAAAAUAUAAUAUUGUGAGAAACAAAGAAAACACAAUAAAGUUGUCAUUUUUGGAAAAAGUUAGGUUAAGUUGCAAUUUUCAGAGCAUAAGCUGAUAAUAUGCAGAAAAAAAUGAGUCGUAAUAAUAGGACAAACAAUUCCAUUCGUGAAGAAAGUUGAACUAUUCGGAAAUGCAAAACAUUUUUUUUGCAAAGAUGAUAUGAAUAAUAAUCUUUUUCACCUAUAUCACAAAGUGAGAUACAUUUUUUUUUCAUGAAAUACAUAUAACUUCUUAGCAUAUCUUCAUGCGUUGCUUGACAAAAUUUCAAAACGGCCCUUGCACCUUUCAUUUUUCACGAUGUAGCCCUCACGAGAAAACGUUUGGACAGCCCCGACUUAGACCUUCAAAGAUGGAGUGCACUGUUUACAAUUUGUAAAUGCAUUAUUAUUAUUAUUUUGUACAUUUCUUAUCAUGAUCAAAGUGUGUAUCACGUGUGUCAAGUAUUGUGUUGCACAGCACACAUGCAUGACGGUGCCCCUGAGAUGUUGUGCUCAAGGGCACCUUGAACCACUGCCAACUGAAACGUUUGUGUAAUCGGUCGUUGUGGAUGAAUGCUUGGGUCGUUGAUUGACAGCAGUGAUCAAACUAUGAAUACGUUGACCCUUUUUUCUCCUUAUGGCGUCUUUCUCGUGCUUUACCUUCAUCCAGCUUAUGUCCAUGUACAUUAAAACCACGGAGAGGUCCAAUUCUCUGGUCUGGUCAUAGUUUGAAGACAUUUUCCAUCCAUCCAUUUUCUUCCACUGAUGGAAGACAAAGUAGGCUCAAUAGGGAAGCCUAAACAUCCCGGUCUUCCAGUUCCAUCUGUAAGACUUUCCCAGGCCAGUUGUAACAUGGACAGUAAUCCCUCCAGCUUGUCUUACAGGUCUUCCCAGCAGGCAUCUGGGUUCGAUGCCCGAUCCACCUUCUCCAGCCACAAGCUCCUUCUUCCGGUCCCAACCCAGAGGUCAUGACCGUAGGCGAGUGCAGGAACUCUCUCUUCAGCAAUCUACCACUUCCUGUCAAUCUCGUGCUCCAGCCGUCACUCGCUCGUGAACAAGACCCCGAGAUACUCGACCGCCAAUCCACACGUUUGUAUCGGGGAAGAAUGGAUGCUGAGUCUCAUCCCAGAAGCUUCACACUGGACCACCAUCCCAGUAAACGCUGAACGUCACAGCCUUAUGAGACCAUCAGGACCACAUCAUCUGCAGACCCGAGACCCUGAGACCCCCAAGGUGGACUCCGUCAAUCUUAUUUCUAUUAAAAACGGGAGGGAUGAAGGUGGUGUUGAUGUUCAGACCCGAGCAGCCAUUAGUGCAGCGAACCAAGGCCACGAACCAGGUUUCCACGGCCAAUAUUAUCCAAGGAAAAGUGCACCUUUUAAAAAUGUUGCCAUCAUCCACGAUCCUUUUGGAGACAUGAACACAUCCUGGACCGUAUGGCCUCACCUUUUCUGUGCAUUCGAAAGAGAGACAGCUCCUACUGCACGUUAUUGCCAACAAGGUUUUUAACUUAUUAUGUCUACUAUAUUGGAUAAUCAGAGUGUAAAAGUGACUAUAGGGCUGCUAUUCCAUGUCCAGAGGGCUCUAAUAAUGUGUAAAGAUGCAUUUAGAGGGUUGUAAAGGUAGGAUCAACUGUCAUCUGGGAGAAACUCAGAGUAGAGCUGCUGCACCGUGGGGAGCCAAAUGAGGCGACUCGGGCAUUUGGCCUCUUGAAUGCCUCUACGGGGGUGUGUUCAGGGCACGCCCGACUGUUAGGAGGACCAAGGACAUGUUGGUGAGACCAUCUCCAUGCUGGCCUGGGAAGGCAGAGAUGUGGACUGGAGUUUGUCACUCAGAGACGAGUCCCACACAGAAAGACUUCAGACUUGACUUGGACUUGGGACUCGUGACCAAUCAUGUUUUUUUUUGGCGGAUUUACUUUGGGAAAUCCCACAAUCCUCAAAGGCCACACGAUCCAAAAUUGUCAAAGUGAAAAAGGUGUUUAGACAUCUGAAGGUUUGUUAGGACGGAUUGUGUCAGUACGUGAACAUGUGUGACUACUUAUGAAGACGUGUGAACAUGUGUGAAGACAUGUCACUAUGUGUGAAGAUGCGUGACUACGUGUGAACACGUGUGAAGACGUGUGACUACGUAUGAAGACGUGUGAACAUGUGUGACAACGUGUGAACACGUGUGAAGGCGCGUGACUACGCGUGAACACGUAUGAAGACGUGUGAACAUGUGUGAACAUGUGUGAACGUGUAAAUUCCUGUGAAGACGUGUGACUACGUGUGAAGACGUGUGAACAUGUGUGAAGACGUGUAAACACAUGUGAAGACGUGUGAAGACGUGUAAACACGUGAAGACGUCUGAAGACGUGUUCACACGUGUUCACACGUGUGACUACGUGUUCACAUGUGUGACCACGUGUGAACGUGUGUGAAGACGUGUGAAUCUGUGUGAACAUGUAUGAAGACAUGUGAACAUGUGUGAACAUGUGUGAACAUGUGUAAAUUCCUGUGAAGACAUGUGACUACGUGUGAAGACGUGUGAACAUGUAUGAAGACGUGUGAACAUGUGUGAAGACGUGUGAACAUGUGUGAAGAUGUGUGAACACGUGUAAAGACGUGUGAACACGUGUGAACAUGUGUGAAGAUGUGUGAACACGUGUAAAGACGUGUGAACACGUGUGAACAUGUAUGAAUUCGUGUGAAGAUGUGUGAACACAUGUAAAGACGUGUGAACACAUGUAAAGACGUGUGAACACAUGUAAAGACGUGUGAAGACGUGUGAACAUGUGUGAAGACGUGUGAACAUGUAUGAAGACGUGUGAACAUGUGUGAAGACGUGUGAACACGUGAAGACGUGUGAACAUGUGUGAACAUGUGUAAAGACGUGUGAACACGUGUAAAGACGUGUGAACACGUGUGAACAUGUGUGAACAUGUGUGAAUUCGUGUGAAGAUGUGUGAACACAUGUAAAGACGUGUGAACACAUGUAAAGACGUGUGAACACAUGUAAAGACGUGUGAACAUGUAUGAAGAUGUGUGAAUACGUGUGAACACGUAUGAAUACGUGUGAAGACGUGUG
Molecule: messenger RNA, 7586 nt
Organism: Doryrhamphus excisus (bluestripe pipefish)
Lineage: Eukaryota; Metazoa; Chordata; Actinopteri; Syngnathiformes; Syngnathidae
Gene: ddhd1b
Product: DDHD domain containing 1b
Cellular component (GO): cytoplasm
Molecular function (GO): glycerophospholipase activity; metal ion binding
Source: RefSeq, a predicted model, not a curated record